Molecule: messenger RNA, 1586 nt
Organism: Caenorhabditis angaria
Lineage: Eukaryota; Metazoa; Nematoda; Chromadorea; Rhabditida; Rhabditidae
Source: the annotation of a GenBank genome assembly
AUGCCCAGCUUGGUUGAUCCAUCUUAUGAACUUAUUGAUCCAUGUCCCGAUAUUCACGCGCUUUUUGUUCAAUUCGACACUAGGUAAAACUUUUAAUUUUUAAUAACUUGCAAAAAACCAACCUGAUUUUUUCAGAUUCUUUGGUUCUUCUCUUCAAUGUUGUGAAGUAAAAUGGAGUCCAAGGAUGUACUCGUGAGUUUUUAUUUUUCAGCAUAUUACAAUUUCUGAAAAUAAAAAAGAAUGAAAAAUAGGAUAGCGUCGAGUUGCUAUGGUCAACCGGCUUUUGUUAUUUAAAAUUCUGAAGUUUUAUUUUUUAAAGGUGCGCUGGAAUAUGCUCGUAUGAAGUGAGAGGUGGGAGAGGUGGUCUUUGUUCGAUUCGACUUAGCCAGCCAUUAUUGAAAUUAAGACCUAGAAAGGAUUUAGUCGAGACUCUUUUGGUAAGAUAAAUUUAUUUCGAUGAGAAGAAGUUUUUUUUUUUAAAUAAAACUCUUGAAAGUCACACAAACUAUUUAUAGAAAAAAAAAUAUAUGUCUAGAACGCUAUUCAGAUAAUUACUCCAAUUAUUCUAACUCUUUUUUCAGCACGAAAUGAUCCAUGCUUAUUUAUUUGUAAAGGAAAGAAAUCGAGAUCGUGAUGGGCAUGGUCCCCAAUUCCAGGCGCAUAUGAAUAGAAUCAAUUCAGAAAGUGGUACUAAUAUUACUAUUUAUCAUACAUUUCAUGAUGAAGUUGCACUUUAUAAACAACAUGUUUGGAGGUUUGUUGGGAAAUUUUCUAUUUUUACGAAUCUUGUUUUCACACUUUCUGAAGGAAGAAACUAAGCUAGGAAAAUUGACUUACAUUGCUAGUUUUGAACAUAAAAUCUGUUAUGCCAAUUUUAGAAAUCUUUAAAUUUUUUCUCAUGAAUUUUUUCCAAACGUGAGCUUUAGUUUUUUCAUGUGGAAAAUUAUUGAAAAACAGAACCCAUUUAUUUCAUUUUCAGAUGCGAAGGUUCAUGUCGAAAUCGUCGUCCAUUUUUUGGUUAUGUAAAGCGAUCUUCUAAUCGUGCACCAGGUCCAAAUGAUCGUUGGUGGAGUCAACAUCAAGCGAAUUGUGGUGGACAAUUUAUAAAGAUAAAAGAACCUGAAGGGUAUGGACAGAAAAGAGGAAGAAAGAAAAAAGAAAAUGAGACGAAGACUGAUGAUAGGAAGAAAACGCCGAAUUUAGAUGAUUAUUUUGGAAAUAAAGAUGUCAAAGAAAAGAAGAGUGGAGGAGUUCCUGUUGAAAGUAUUGUGCCAUUUAGUGGCACUGGACAAAUGUUAGGAGGAGGAUCAACCAGUUUUCCUGGAAGCGGACAACGACUUGGUGGAAAUACUCAGAGAUCAAGUAUCCAGAUGCCACAGAUUUCUCAAAAACCAUCAAGUUCGACGAAACCUAUUGAAGUUAUAGUUCUUGAUGAUAGCGACGAAGAAGAUGAUUAUUUAGAAGCUUCAUUUGUUGUUGUUGAUAAUUCGAAUUCGAAAACGACGACAAGAGUUAUUUGCCCAUCGUGUAAUGAAAAUGUUUUAGAAAUUUUGAUUCAUGAUCAUCUUGAUCAUUGUUUAGGAUAA